Molecule: messenger RNA, 1533 nt
Organism: Trypanosoma rangeli
Lineage: Eukaryota; Euglenozoa; Kinetoplastea; Trypanosomatida; Trypanosomatidae
Product: putative protein kinase
Exons: 1
Coding region: 1-1533 (510 amino acids)
Biological process (GO): peptidyl-serine phosphorylation; peptidyl-threonine phosphorylation
Cellular component (GO): cytoplasm
Molecular function (GO): ATP binding; protein tyrosine kinase activity; protein serine/threonine kinase activity
Source: RefSeq, a predicted model, not a curated record
AUGCAUGGACGCUACGUGCCACAGGAAGUGCUUGGCACAGGAACCUACGGACGGGUGUUGCGCUGCAGCGAUACACACACUGGAAAACAUGUCGCGGUAAAGGUCGCGCAGAGUGACGCUGCCUACCGUCGCUCUGCGUUGAAUGAGAUACGUGUUCUACAGCUGCUUUCUCACAGUGAAGACACACUUAAAAUGUUUGACUAUUUUGAGGAUGGGGGUCAUCUUUGCAUCGUUUGUGAACUGCUUCACACAGAUUUGUAUGAGCUGCUACGCAAGAAUGGAUUUCGGCCACUUUUAUUGGAUACUGUGCGUACUAUAGGUGAGCGUGUCCUCCGGGCCCUUGCGGAGCUGCAUAAAGUGGGUUACAUGCAUUGUGAUAUCAAACCAGCAAAUGUCAUGCUUGGCUUCAAUAAUGCGGAUGGUAGCAAUAGGAGUGACUUCCCGAAAACGUGUCUUAUUGAUUUUGGGGCGGUGCGUCAGUUUCACGAGAACACUUACUAUGAUGUUCAAUCACUUUGGUACCGCGCACCAGAGGUGAUCUUGGGGUUGCCCUACACGUUUCAUAUCGACUCUUGGAGUGUCGGUUGUCUUCUCUUUGAACUGUACACAGGGAAACCACUUUUUUCUGGUGAGAAUCCGCGGGAACAGAUGAUUAACAUUAUGUGCACCCUUGGAAUGCCCUCAAUGGAAGCCCUCUCAGCUGGCACUAAUGUGGAAAAGCUGCAACUGCCAUGUGUAGGAAUGGAUGUGCAUGCGGAGACCAGCCUUAGACAUCUCAUUAUGAACUAUCGCCGCAACAUCAGUGGUUUUCAGCAACUGCAACAGUCAGCUGGAGAGGAAGCGGUUUUUGUAAAUCUGCUAUGUUCUCUCCUACAACCAGAUGUAAGAUGGCGGACGUCAUGCGUAGAUGCGCUACACCAUGCCUUUUUCAAUCCCUGUUCCCUCAAUAGAGGUGGUGUUGCAGGCAUCAACUUUUCGUUUUUCGGUUGUUGUAAUAAAGGUUUGCAAUCAUCAGGUGAUUCGAACUUUGGAGGGGGUUUAUCGUCCACGGGAAGCGAUGUAUAUGGCUUUAGCUACCAUGAUCAUCACAUAUCUCAGCCGACACAGACACAGCCGCACUCGGAUUCUACACCCAUCUUGUCCGCAAGUUGUAACUCCAUUUCUUUCGUGGGUUUGGUUGGAAACCCGCCCGGGAUGGUGUUGCCCGCGUCACUGCCACCGCCAUCACCUCAGAGGAGCCUCUCCUCUUCCCACGUGGUUCUUCAAAAUGUGAUGUAUCAUCCCCCACCAGUAACAUUCAUGCAGACUGUUUCUUUCCACUCCCAGCAACUGCAACAGGUUAUGCAGCGACAGAAACAGAAUAGUGGAAACAUUUUGCCCAUGGUAGGUUCGCCCCCGGGGCAUCCCCAAUUGCUUUCAGCACCUGUACGACCCAACUACAAAUGUCAGAAGUGGGAUGCAAUGACAGCUCAGUUACAGCAACAAAUUCCACCAGCAGCAAUGCCCAUGUUGCAAUGCAACAAUUUUUUUUAG